GUGGGAUGUAUGCAGUGGACGGCAUACUUUUACUGCGACACCUGAGAUGGCUCGGUCAUGUGAGCCGUAUGGAUUCGACGCGGAUACCGAAACAACGGUCAGCUGAGUAUAGGGAAGCGGCAUGCUGGGAAACCAAAGUUACGUUACCAGGACAUGAUUAAAGUGAGCCUCACACGUUCUAAUCUUGAUUGCAGAUCAUGGGAAUCGAAGGCGGUUGAUCGUGGUGCAUGGCGCGAUCUAAUCACGAAGGCAGUUGCCGAAGUGCGGGAUAAAGCUCUCAUGCAUGCAGAGAAGAAGCGACAAGUGCGGAAGCGGCAAGCACCGAUGAAUUGUACUCCAUCGACAUCGAGUGCAUGGUGCUGUAGAACAUGCGGUCGCGAGUGCCUUAGUCAGGCAGGCCUAGUGAGCCAUGAGAGAGGUCACUCGGGACCACUGCCGAAGCGACGACGGGUCCCGCAGUGAACGUAG
Messenger RNA from Dicrocoelium dendriticum, 468 nucleotides. NCBI's taxonomy places the organism in Eukaryota, Metazoa, Platyhelminthes, Trematoda, Plagiorchiida, Dicrocoeliidae. The record is from the annotation of a GenBank genome assembly.